This is a messenger RNA of Fusarium redolens, 4436 nucleotides long. RefSeq lists its product as uncharacterized. The record is from RefSeq and is a predicted model, not a curated record. Gene Ontology annotation, cellular component: cytoplasm. The transcript is spliced from 9 exons. Gene Ontology annotation, molecular function: transmembrane transporter activity; 2-oxoglutarate-dependent dioxygenase activity. Bases 253 to 4176 code for a protein of 1307 amino acids. Gene Ontology annotation, biological process: transmembrane transport. Lineage: Eukaryota; Fungi; Ascomycota; Sordariomycetes; Hypocreales; Nectriaceae.
UGAUGUUUCUUUGGCGAUAUCGGAUGACGACCCGAUGCGGGUAUGCUAGCCAUUCUUCCAGAACAAUUGAUGGCUUGGAGGUUCUUAAAUGCAGUCAACCCUUCGUUCGUCUUCUCUCUGCCUUUCACUGCACUUUAUAAUUAUAAUUACUUUUGUAGUCGAGUUGAAGCUUCGGAAUUGACCUGACCAUUGAUCACUCACCAACAUAGCAAUCCGCCUUAUCACAGCCGCAAACUUUCAUAAUCUGGCAUAAUGUCAACAGAAAACACAAAACAGUCAAUUCUUAUCCUCGGAGCCGGCUGCUUCGGCCUGGCGACAGCGUUUGAACUUGCGCAGAAUGGUUACAAGAACAUCACAAUUCUCGAGAAAGAUGUUGACGUGCCGAGUCGCUUCUCCGCUGCUUAUGAUCUGAACAAGGUCAUCCGAGCUGAGUACGCCGAUGACUUCUACACCCAAUUAGCUCUCGAUGCAAUUAGAAAAUGGCAAUCUGAUCCUCUCUACACUCCUCAUUAUCAUCAAACCGGCUUUCUCAACGUCACAUCCGGCAAAGCAGCUCAAAACACCAAGGGAGCAGUGGAGAGUUACUUCCAAUCCCUGCAGAAGAACCCGGCUUUUAAUGGCCAAACCACACGUGUGAACAGCAGCAAAGAGAUCAAGAAGCUUGUUCCCAAGUUCAGCGGCCCUCUCACUGGCUUCACCGGAUAUCACAACAAACUCGCUGGCUAUGGUCACUCCGCUAAUGCUUUGAGAGCUGUGUAUGAGCAAUGCGUUAAGCUUGGUGUGAAGUUCCACCUUGGAAACAAGGAUGGUGAAGUUGAGUCAUUGUUGUAUGCUUCAAGUCGAGAGGGGACGAAGUGCAUAGGUGCUAGGACUCGUGGAGGUACUAUUCACUCAGCAGAAAAGACCAUCGUGGCCUUGGGUGCCGACGCUGCCAACAUUCUUCCACGUAUUGGAAAACAAAUGACCGGUCGAGCAUGGGGCGUUGCACAUAUCCAACUCACAGACAAAGAAGCCGCCGAUCUCAAGGGCAUCCCCGUCACCAACGUCCGCGACCUCGCCUUCUUCUUCGAACCCGAUCUCAAAACCAAGAAACUCAAAUUCUGCCACAUGGGCGGCGCAUUCACAAACUACUCCUUCUCCAAAGACGGUCUCUCCAUCCCCUUCCCCGAACUAGCAGAUUCGCAAUUCAUGCCUCUCGAAGACGAAACACACAUUCGUCUUCUACUUAAAGAAGUCUUUCCCCAACUCGCAGAUCGACCUUUGAUUGAUCAACAUCUUUGCUGGUUCGCUGAUACAGAUGAUUCGGACUUCAUCAUUGACUACGUCCCCGGCACCAAUGCGACUUUGGCGGUGUUAAGUGGUGAUAGCGGACAUGGGUUCAAGAUGUUGCCGAUUUUCGGAGAGUUUGUGCAUAAGUUGCUUGUGGAGGAGAAGCAGAGUCAGUCGAAGUGGCAGUGGAAGGAUAGUAAGCCCAAGGCCGCGGCUGUUUGGAGGAGUAGUGAGAGUCAGGAACUUGCUGCUGUUCCGCGGGCGAAGCUUUUGCAUAUCGCAUCUCCAAUUGACCCCAGCAUCAAAGAUGUCGCAGAACCCAUCAAAGACACCCUCAAGAUCCCCGACGCAGCAAAACAGCGUCUCGAGAAAUCAGGCAUAGACCUCUCCAAAGGCUAUCCCUACCGUCCCUCUCGCCCCUUGUAUCUCGAUGAUGUCUACAAGAUUCGAGACAAGCCUCGCGAUCAUAUCGACGCAGGUGCUCGAGCUGACAAGUCGAAGAAGAGCCUCUUGUCUGCUGCAACAAAGGUUACUGAUCUGACUGCUUAUAUCGGAACUGAGAUUGAAGGUCUUCAGUUGAAAGACCUUACUAAUCAGCAGCGUGAUGAACUUGCUUUGCUUAUUGCGGAGCGAAGUGUUGUGUUUUUCAGAGACCAGGAUCUUUCGCCACAGCAGCAGAAGGAGCUUGGAGAGUGGUAUGGUGAAGUUGAAGUUCAUCCCCAAGUCCCUCAUGUCCCUGGCGUCCCAGGUGUAAGCGUCCUCUGGCCCGAUCUCAUGGCCACAGAGCGCCCAGCUAGUUUCCGUCAACCUGGCGGUGCAUCGCGCUGGCACACAGAUCUCGUUCAUGAGAAGCAGCCAGCAGGUAUCACUCACCUUCACAACGAUACUAUUCCAUCUGUCGGUGGAGAUACUCUGUGGGCAUCUGGCUACGCUGCAUACGAGAAGCUCUCCCCAGAGUUCCGCAAGAUCAUCGAUGGUCGAUCAGCCGUUUAUCGCUCCGCUCACCCCUACCUGGACCGUGAUCAUCCCGAACAAGGUCCAAAGUAUAUUGAGCGCAUUCAUCCUAUUGUCCGCGUUCACCCUGCAACAGGCUGGAAAGCUCUUUGGGUGAACCGCGCUAUGACGGAUCGAAUUGUUGGCCUUGACAGAGCAGAGAGCGAUGUCAUUCUCAAUUACUUGUAUGAUGUUUAUGAGCAGAAUGUUGAUAUCCAAGUGCGCUUCAAGUGGACGCCUAGAACCUCGGCGCUCUGGGACAAUCGCUGGGACUACAGCGGACGCGAGCCGCGACACGGUACGCGUGUGACCUCGUUGGCCGAGAAGCCAUACUUUGAUGCAUCGGCGCCAACUCGUCGUGAGGCGUUGGGACUGUUGGGAGAUACUCCGCACUACCUCCGUAAGCACUACCAUUGUAGGAGGAAUCGGUCUCCGGUCGUGAACGUUGCCUGCGAUGCGGGGUAUAAAUACCUUCCCGGAAACGUUCUCGAUACUGAGCUAGGUGUCGUAAACGGAACAGCCACCGACCCAUACCUCGUUGCUUUCAAUGAACUUGACAGUGACAAUCCCAAAAACUGGCCCGAAAAGCGAAAAUGGGCCGUAACAAACGUCCUCUCCAUAACAGGCUUUAACCGCAUCCUCGUCUCAACCGUCAUGGCUCCAGCGCUUUCAGUCAUCGCCAAAGACCUCGACAUGACAGCUACUCAAUCCGUCAUGGCAUUGAGCAUCUAUCUUUUAGCAAGUGCUUUUGGUCCUCUCUUCAUUGGACCUUUGUCCGAAGUUUAUGGACGCAAUACUAUUCUCCACGUCUCCAAUAUCUGGUUUCUGGUUUGGAACCUUGCAUGCGGUUUCGCAAAUAACAAGGAGAUGCUUAUCGGUACUCGAUUCCUCGCUGGUUUUGGAGCCAGUGCUGUGUAUGCUCUUGGGGGUGGUGUUCUAGGUGAUAUCUGGCGUCCUGACCAGCGUGGCAAGUCUCUUGGAUGGUACUCUGUCGUUCCUCUUAUUGGGGCCGCAACCGUUAUUGGGGGUUUCAUGACUGAUAGAAUUUCAUGGAGAUGGAUGUUCUGGUCAACGUCAAUGUUCCAAGUCGCCAUGGCUGCUAUCUCAUUCACGACGUUCCGCGAGACAUAUGCCCCCGCAAUUCUCAAGAAGCGAGCGAAGAAACUACGCAAAGAAACGGGUCAACCGUACUACACAUACGCAGAGCGCACACAAGAGGGUAAUUCUUUGACCAAAGUACUCAGCCAGGCCAUGACCCGUCCCCUUCGCCUUCUAACAUUCCAUCCCAUCAUCCAAGUCGCCGCUAUCAUCUCCGCCGUUGGAUACGGUCUUCUCUACAUCGUCCUCUCAAGCUUCGGAGAGCUUUGGACAGCGCAUUAUGGACAGUCUGUUGAGAUAAGCGGCCUGCACUACAUCUCCUGUGCACUAGGUGAACUAGCAGGGUCACAGCUUGGUGCACCUUUGAUGGACUACUGGUUCCGCAGAACAGAACUUCGCCAUGGUCAACAUCUCCCAGAGAAUAGAGUACCACUAAUGGCAAUGGGGGCAUUCAUAGCGCCGAUCGGCUUCGUCGUCUACGGAUGGUGCGCUGAGUUCAUAGUUCACUGGGCUUGGGUUGAUGUAGCCAUGUUCAUCACCAUGUUUGGCAUGCAGAUUUCUGGUAUGCCCUUGCAGGCGUAUUUGAUCGAUGCUUAUCCAGAUCAUACGUCUAGCGCUAUUGCGGCGCAGCAGUUUCCUCGCAGUUUGGCUGCUUUUCUGUUUCCGCUGUUCACGCCAAAGAUGUAUGCUGCGCUUGGAUAUGGAUGGGGAAACAGUGCUAUGGCGUUUGCGGAAUUGGCGCUUGAGUUGGCAGCGCCGCUGUUGCUGUGGAAGGUAGGUGCUAGGUUGCGAGCAAGGGCGACGUCGAGUCUGUGAGUGCUGGGAGCUUCAGGAUGAGAAUAUGGGAGGGAGAUGAGCGGCUGAAAGACAACGGAACUUAGUUCAUUAGAAGUUUGCAUUCUUCUGUCUGCAUACUAUUGUUUUCAUGAAACCCUUGUAGGGCCAUCAACAGACAACACCUAAUUACACGCUUUUCUCUUGUUUCACCUCCAAGAUCAAUAUUCGAACCUCCAUCGAGGAUCAGUGUCACCUCUCCAGUCCUCCACCUCUCCAACAUGCUUAAUCUCCUCACUCAC